This is a messenger RNA of Alligator mississippiensis (American alligator), 5415 nucleotides long. RefSeq names its product APC membrane recruitment protein 2 (gene AMER2). Gene Ontology annotation, biological process: regulation of canonical Wnt signaling pathway. The transcript has 2 exons. Gene Ontology annotation, cellular component: plasma membrane. Bases 71 to 1774 code for a protein of 567 amino acids. Gene Ontology annotation, molecular function: phosphatidylinositol-4,5-bisphosphate binding; beta-catenin binding. NCBI's taxonomy places the organism in Eukaryota, Metazoa, Chordata, Crocodylia, Alligatoridae. The record is from RefSeq and is a predicted model, not a curated record.
CAGUAUCAGGCAUCUGUGGGGUCUGCAGGAGGGAAAGGAGGCAGGAUCAGGGACACGGUCGGCAGCAGACAUGGACUUGCAUUGCGAUUGUGCGGAGACUCCAGCAGUCGAGCAGCCGUCCGGGAAGAUUAACAAAACGGCUUUCAAAUUAUUUAAAAGGAGAAAAUCUGGGGGCACCAUCCCCAGCAUAUUUGGGGUGAAAAACAAAGGUGGGGAUGGGAAAGACUCGAGUAAAACAGGGAUGGUGCGGAGCAAGACUCAUGAUGGAUUAGCUGAUGCUGUGCUAGAAAGCAGCAAGAAAGAGGAAUCGAGCAGUGGUGGUGGUGGCAGUGAUCAGCAGAACAAGGAUAUAAACACUAGGGCUGUAGCCAGCCUGAACGUUUCAGCAAACAGCUCGGUGGCGAAGUCGCACAGUUUCUUCUCUCUGUUGAAAAAGAAUGGGAAAUCGGAAAAUGGCAAAGGAGAGAACGCAGAUCAGAGGGCUGGCAGCAGACAAAAGAAAGGGCUGAAAGGGAUCUUCAGCAGUAUGCGAUGGCAUAAAAAGGACAAAAAUGGCAAGGAAGAAAGGGGGGAAACAUCAGAAAUUCAAUCCAGCCUCAUUAUGCCUGGUUCUUUGACGGCCAGCUUGGAAUGCAUCAAAGAGGAGACACCAAAACCUUUGUCUGAAACUCAAAACACCACAGAAGAAAUUAACAUUGAAUUGUCUUGUGAGAAAUGUGGCAGCGAUGUGCACACUACAGCAGAUGAGCCUGGAGUCAGAGAUGGGGAGUUGCAGAACAACAGAAACAUACCAGGAGAGGAUCCUGCUAGUGCUGGAAACCGAGGCGAGGAGAACAACCCUGAGGUACCGGAUCCGGGUGCAGGAGAGGUUGGGACUGCGAAGGAUGCAGCCAUAACAGGCUGUGGAGAUAUUAUUGCGGACCAGGAGGAUGAAGUGGGCAGCAGCAGUGGAGGCUGUGACAAGAACGCCCCGGGGGCCAGCAAGCCAGGCACCUCCAAAAAGAACCCAAAUGUUGUGGCCUACCAAGGAGGAGGAGAGGAGAUGGCAAGUCCAGACCAAGUGGAUGACACCUACCUUCAGGAGUUCUGGGAUAUGCUGUCACAAACAGAAGAGCAAGUCCAAGACAUCCCUGGUGGGGGAGGGAUAAAAAAGCCUGACAUCUCAAGGGAGAGCAAGUGUGUUGAGGGGGCCCAGAAUGGUUCAAUGGUUAAACGCAUUGGUCUCAACCAGAUUCCAAUUCAUCUCAACCACAAAGAGGAUCAAAAGAACAGGGAAAAGGAGCAGCAAGAGUGCAUCCCAAACAGUGAUGAGGGCUAUUGGGAUUCUACAACUCCUGGUCCUGAGGAAGACAGCACCAGUAGUGUCCAGAAAGAGAGCAUACCGAGGGACAGCUACAGUGGCGAUGCCCUCUACGAUCUCUAUGCCGACCCAGAUGAAAAUGUAGCAGGGGUGCCUUCUGAUGAAGAGGUUACUUGUGUGUCGCGCUCUAAACCAGUGUCACCCAUAACAACCAUGUGCCCACUUAAAACACCUGCAGGUUCUGUCAAGGACUCUAAGAUACCUAUCAGCAUUAAACAUCUUUCAUCGCUUCCUGCCAGCCAUGCAACAGAUGCAAGUAACAGCCAUCAUGCUGCACACCAUCAUCCGGCCAAAAGUGAGAUACCCAGAACAAAAAUACCUGUUUCUAAAGUACUUGUACGUCGGGUCAGUAACAGGGGCUUAGCAGGGACAAUGAUCAAAGCCACGACAUUCCAGGACAGUGCCAGAAAGUAGCUGAAUAGGAACUAGAGGCAAAGAUGGAUGGUGGGUUAGAAGCAGGGAAGUUUUCACUGAGGUCACCAACAAAAUGUUUUGCAACACCUAAAGAAAGGCUGUCACAAGGACCCCUUCGGUGUGCCAUGAGAGCCUGCACUUCCACACUUCUCCUGGAGAUAGUAUAUCUAUAAAUACAACAAUUCAAAUUAUUUUGAAGCACUUUUUUUUUUUUACAUUUCUAUCCUUUUUUGGGAAGUAGCUUUUACAAGCCUUUGCAAAAGCAGGACUUGGAUUAUGAACCUAAAAGGGCAUUUCUCCGGUUGCAAAUUAGUGCCAUGAGUUAUUCAAGGGGACAGAUUACAGAAAGAGAGGAACAAGAAGAGUUCUCCAAUACACUUAGCUUUUACUGAUUUCUUUUGGCCUAAACUGGAAAAAAGAAAAAAAUGUUUCUUCUACAAUAUAUGGAAAAAUGCCAAGCAAAACACAGACAGACAACCCAACGGGUAUUUUCCUGAUGUUCAAACAGCAGCACUGAUCAGCAGCAGACUUGACUUACUUGCAUCUAGUAAGCUAACUCAUGAGUUAGGUGGAUUUCUAUAACUGGAAGAAAUAUUUUUGUUUUUUUGUUUCUCUGUUUGUUUUGGCUCUGCUAUCAUGUAAAUGGAUAACAGAUGCAUCUGGCAUAGGGUCAGAUGUUUACUUCAAUAUUUGUCCGAUGCAUAAAAUCAGGUUCAGGGAAUCAUUUUACUAAAUGCCAAUAUAUACACAACUUUCACAUUUAUACAAUAAAUUACUCUUUAUGUGUAGAUAUAUGCAUAUUUUAACAGUUUUACUCAAUCCUACAGAUUUUUUAUAACAAAACAUCUGUCUGUAUUAUCUAGAGUUUAAGAAAAAGUUAGUUUUUAUAGCUAGAUAAUUUUACAAUUCUGAAAUGAUGGAACUUCCUUUAAGUACCUUGAAGUAGAACAAAACUCUGUUUUAUAUUGCCUCUUGCAUCCCCAGAUAAACAAGUCUAUUGUGCUGGUUUUAUUAGAGUGACACAUUCAUUGUGCCAGAGCCAAGGUUCUGACAACAUUGCAAGUGCAAACCUCUAUUUUCAGGGGUUUGGACAAAUUUGCUCUGGGCUGAAACCCUGCAGAGAACGAAUCCUGGAAAGAAACAUUUUUUAAAAAUACAUUAUAUUUAAAAAUGUGUGAAGUUAAUUUUGGCUAUUUAAAGAAAAAAUUGGAUUUAUUAUUCAUUCUUAAUAACUUCAAUGCUUAAGAGAGAAGAGGAGUGUGGUAAGCUAUUGCUCUGCGAAAUAGUCUAAUCAACUUUGGUCCUGUGAAAAAUAUAUUAAUGGCCAAGCUGCUUCUUUAAAAGUGGCUACUAUAUAUGGGCAUUGACAACUUUUCAAAGAAAUUGCAGAAGGAUGCUAUGAUGUGCCUACAGAUAUAUUUUCAUGGUAAACUGAAACAACUCCAAAGGACAGCAGAGUCUAAUGGGUAAAUACUGUGGAUUUACAGAAUACUCUAAAAUAUGUAUUUAACCAACAGACCACAAUUAAUACCAAGUUGCUGUUUCAGUGUAUCUGAAAAAUAAUAUAUGUUUUUAAAAAGUUUUAACUAUUUGUAUUAUGCAGAGAAGCCUAAAUUUAAAUAAGGGAAUCUAAUGGGUCUGACCUUAUAUGACAGUUUGCUUUAUCCUCUUUAGAUUUGAAAAAAUAAAAUAAAAAUACAAAAUAUAACUUUAAAGAAUAUUAAGGUUGUAAGAUGAACUGUAAAAACCAAGAAAAUACAAUAUUUAAGGGCCCAGUUCUUCCUCCCUUUAUAUUGGUGCAUCCUUAAUAUCACUGCAGAGGGUGUUGAGUAUGUGGAUAGGAGGGUAGGAUUGGGAGCUAGCUCUGAAAAUAACUCAUUGCUUAAUAAUGACUUACAUCAUCCUAGUGGUGAAGUCGAGGAAGAAGUGCCAGCUUUUCUAUUCCAUUCCUGGCUUUAUCAGUUUAUGUCAGAACCUUAAUAUACUCAAAGAAGUUUAUUUUAUAUGUAAUGGUUUUGUAAUGUGCAUGGUUGUAUACAUGCCUACUCAUGCAUACCUAUUGUACAUAUAUGCAUGUAUAGUCAUACAUACCUAUGCUUAUACCAUACAUGCAUACAAAUGAACAUGCAUAUCCAUGUAUAAACACACUGUGCAGACACUGAGGAAACAUAGAGCAAAUCUAUCUCAAAACAUGUUGGCAAGAACAAGGAAGGGAUUUGCAUUUGACCUGAUUCUGCUUGUAUUUUUGUAGCAACUAAAGCUGCAGUAUUCUCUAAAGGAUGGAUGUAUAGAAUAUGGAAUUUGAAUCCUAGCCUCCUAGCCAUAAAGCUUGCAGUCAUGUUUUUUUCUCAUCUGACUUUAAGGAUUAUGUUCUUUGCAUAAUGAUUAAACAGCAAAUUCAAACUUGCCCGUUUUGUUUAAGGACAAAUUGUACAGAAAGAAUUGUACAGGGAAUUGAAAGUUGAGGUGGAGAGAGGAUGUUGUGAGCUUGUGACACUGUAAAGUAGGAAGAGUCAAUUACAGGUGGUAGAGUUGUGCAUCAUUUUAAAACACUAGUAAAAUAACUUAUCAUCUAUAUACAGAACUUGUUUUAAAAAGUAAUAUACAUUUAAUUUACACUGUGGCAUGUAUGUAUCAAGAAAAAAAUAGAAAAUAGAAUAUUUUUAGAUUAGUUCCCUCACACUGAUGUCUAACAAGAACCACCAUUAAAAUCUGUUGCCUUUCCUUCAUUUUUUCUCUCUUUCAUUUUGCCACCCUGCUUUUACUCCUGUUGCUGCAUGCUGACUGGCAAAAAGUCAAUAUAAAAAGCAAGCCUCUUGCAAGGAGGGGACAGGUACCUGCCUACUCCAUUUUACAUGGACUUGGUACUAGUCACUUUCUCCAGCUUUAUAUUUUGUACCUUAUGUAAGUAAGAUUUACAGAUCUCUUGGUGGUUCACUUAACUGCUUGCAAUGUAUAUAUUUAAAAGACAAUCAUAUCCUUAGAGGAAGAAUGGUAAAAUAACAUGUGGUAGGGUGUCAGUGUUUUUUUAUCAGAACAACAUGCUUGACAUUAGAUUCACGAUUCAGGAUAAUGAUUGUGUGGGAGCAAAGAAAUUAAAACACUGUUUAACACUUAAAUUAACUUUUAUUCACAAAAAUCAGUCUUUAAGCCAAUUAUGUUUUAUUUUAAAAUAAUAUGUAAUUUAAUACUUACCAGGCCUUUUUAUUAUAGUAGAAAUAUAUUUGUAUGUUAUAACUUCACAUAUUGCCUAAAACAAAGCACUAAAAAGGAAUUCAAAAAGCUUUUUUUAAACAUGUACUUAAUUCCCUUAAGUAACCUGUAAAGGUCUCUGAUAUGCUUAAUGAUUGAACAAUUGAUGACAUGUUGGAUUUAAGAGGUUGAAGCAUAAAGAGUUAAUAGUCCUGGAGGCAUUCUUCGGCAAUUUGCAUUUUAUUUUUUAUAUUAUUUUGUUUAAGCAUACAUUUUCUAUGACCUUGGUGGGUAUCAAGGUAGAAAUGAUCUUCCAGGUCCCAAAGACACCAUUCUUCAACGAUGUCCUUGUCUUUCUUUCUUAAAGAACACAUGAUUUGUUUAUAAUUGUGCUUGGGUUGACACUGUAUAGCUAUCAGCCUGUCACACAUAAAGAGUUUUAUAGAUCA